Messenger RNA from Symbiodinium sp. CCMP2592, 627 nucleotides. The record is from the annotation of a GenBank genome assembly. NCBI's taxonomy places the organism in Eukaryota, Dinophyceae, Suessiales, Symbiodiniaceae.
AUGGACCAGCUCUCCAUUUCUGAUGCUCAGCGAGAUCGCAUGCUGGCCUGCAUGCGCACCAUCUACGGCCUGAUCUUGGCCUUGUUCGAUGAGGCGUACAGCGUGGCCAAGAUUGAAGGUGUUUCCUUCGCAUCAACGAAGGCCGCGAGCGCUGGGGCAGGCUCCGCGCCCGCCAAGAAGAGGAAAGUUCCACCCCCGCCGCUGGCACCCGCAGACAAGGCCUUCACGUCUGCCGAACUUGCACGGUUCGACGGCAAGGGCCCGGGCAAGCCCAUUCUCACCUCCGUCCUCGGGCGCGUCUACGACGUCACCGGCGCGAAGGAAUCGUUUGGGCCGGGAGGGCCUUACGAGAUGUUUGCAGGCCACGAUGGCACCUACAAUUUGGCGGUCAUGACGCUCAAGAAGCACACGGUGGACAAGACCGACUAUACCCUAGAUGCCGAGGACAAAGAAUGCCUUGCGGAUUGGAUUGCCUACUUCGACAACCGUUACGGGCAGCCCCUGGGCGAGUUGCGUGACAGGCGCCAUCCCAUCAGCAUCAAGGAUCUGCCCCGAGCUACCAAGAUCCCCUUCGAGUCUGCCGAAGAGGAGGACGACAGCGCAAAGCCACCUGCGAGCAAGCUGUGA